Molecule: messenger RNA, 998 nt
Organism: Musca domestica (house fly)
Lineage: Eukaryota; Metazoa; Arthropoda; Insecta; Diptera; Muscidae
Gene: Atg5
Product: autophagy protein 5
Exons: 1
Coding region: 109-915 (268 amino acids)
Biological process (GO): cellular response to nitrogen starvation; autophagosome assembly; nucleophagy
Cellular component (GO): Atg12-Atg5-Atg16 complex; phagophore assembly site membrane; cytoplasm
Source: RefSeq, a predicted model, not a curated record
AAACAGUUCUCCUUUCAAGAAAGGAGAAGUAGAGAAGUAAAGAAAAAACAAAUAAGCGAAAAUAAUUUAACUUGAGUGAAAGAUUCUUUUAAAGUUAAUCAGUAUCUAAUGGCCAACGAUAGAGAAGUUCUCCGGAUGAUAUGGGAGGGGCAAUUGGCCUUAUGUUUUCAAGCAGAUCCUGACGAAAUAGUGGGUCUUCAACAGCCAGAAAACUUUUAUUUGAUGGUGUCGCGUCUCAGUUAUUUACCCCUGGUCACAGACAAAGUUAAAAAGUAUUUUAGUCGCUUCAUCUCCGACAGUCAGCAGGAUGGAACAGUAUGGUUUGACUACAAUGGAGCCCCAUUAAAACUUCACUACCCCAUAGGUAUUCUGUACGAUUUGUUUCAAGAAGAGGGAAGCCAGCCAUGGUGCUUAACGAUACACUUCUCAAAAUUCCCAGAGGAUUCGCUGGUGAAAUUCGAGACAAAAGACUUACUGGAAUCUUAUUUUAUGUCAUGUCUGAAGGAAGCCGAUGUGCUCAAGCAUAGAGGUCAAGUUAUUUCCUCGAUGCAGAAGAAGGAACACAAUCAAUUAUGGAUUGGAUUAGUAAACGAUAAGUUUGAUCAAUUUUGGGCCGUAAAUCGUAGACUGAUGGAACUUAAUGGUGAACAGGAAUGUUUCAAAUAUACACCCAUACGAUUUUACAAUGAGGAUGGUACAUACAUACAGAAGCUGGUGUCACCUCUCACAGAGAGUGGAAAGAAAAAAACUGUGAAAGAUUUGCUGGACGAAUUGUCAACACCCAAACGGAAAGCUGUUGGUGCCAAAACGCAUGGCAUAGACGUUCACAGCGAAACGCAUCUGCAAUGGAUGUCGGAACAUCUUAGCUAUCCUGAUAAUUUUUUGCAUUUGGUUAUUUACUACGAGAGUGUUUAGAAUUGUGGAUAUAAAAAAACAAGUGAUGUAUUUAAGUUUAUAUGCGUAUUAAUAAAAUCUAUAUUUAAUCCUUAAAAUUAUAA